This is a messenger RNA of Sodiomyces alkalinus F11, 4369 nucleotides long. RefSeq lists its product as hypothetical. Lineage: Eukaryota; Fungi; Ascomycota; Sordariomycetes; Glomerellales; Plectosphaerellaceae. The transcript has a single exon. The record is from RefSeq and is a predicted model, not a curated record. The coding region runs from base 198 to 4217 and encodes 1339 amino acids. Gene Ontology annotation, cellular component: meiotic nuclear membrane microtubule tethering complex; nuclear envelope. Gene Ontology annotation, molecular function: protein-membrane adaptor activity. Gene Ontology annotation, biological process: nuclear envelope organization.
CUUUCCUUCAACUCACAUCUUUCCACCCUCUCAUCACCACACCAUUGCUGCCUGAAAGGCUCUCCCAUUGAUCCUCCUGAGAAUCAUCUUCUUACUGCAUCUUCACUUCCUACUGGCCACUUUUUUAUCAUCAACCCGAGCCGUUUGUUAAUCGCGCAAUCCUUAGUUGACGUCCGACCUUUAGUCGUCACGUCAUCAUGCCGCCCAGAACGAAUCCCAGGAAACGGGCGCACGAUGAGGACGUCCCUGACCAUACUCCUGAAGGCAUUCUUGGCCGCGCCGCCGUCCGGUCUAGCUUGCCGCCUAUUCCAUCACGUGUCAGCACCUCUUACGGCUCUGCUAUCUCAGUCCGCGUCCGUAACCCCAGGCGAGGCAAGGACCGCACUAUCCGAGGUGUUAUUGACGAUAUACUCAACACACAAGACACCUCCGCCAUGAGCGACACCGAAUCUUCCCCACCCCGUGACUCCUCUGAUCUCCUUGGAUCCGCUCUCACUCCCACUCCCGCACUGGCUUCCUCUAGGCCCACAGCUAGAUCUGCCGGGUCACCCUCGAAACGCCCUCGAAUCGAAGACGAACCAGCUUCACGGCCCCGGUCUCCAGAUUCCGGGCAUUCAGGCUCAGAUUCUGGUCCGGAGUAUGAGGCAGCACUUGACUUUGGGCCUGGGGCAGAGUCCGACGAUGACAUGGAGCUAGUUGCCGUGCCUGGAGCGGCAUCCGAACCAGAAUCCGAUACGAGGUCCACUCAGGAUCACCUCCCUGGGCCUGGUCAUGAACCUGGUGCAGAACCGUCCACUCCGCCAAAUGCCUCGACAUUGAUGGAGUUUGAAUCAGAAUCGGCAUCGGCAUCGGCAUCGGCAUCGGCAUCGGCAUCGGCAUCGGCAUCGGGGGAGGAGUCUACGUCGAGCCAAAAUACAAGAAAGCGCACGCGUCCUUUGGACCAAGAAGAAGCCGAGUUGCGAUUGCAGCCCAAGAAAAAACUCGCCCAUGAGACAGAACCGCCCCAGAAGAAGCCUCGCAAGGAAACAACACCGCCAGACCAGUCAGAGUCUCGUCCACAACAACCUCCUACCACCCAACCUAACCAUGCAGACGGGGCCCCUUCCACACCACGCCCUGGCCCCCGUCGUCCGCCAAGGUCCGCCCGCCUUCUCAAGCGUGACCCCAUCCGUAACCCGAUCAAGCCGCCUUCCCGGCCUGUUGCUCAGCCAGACAGUGCAACUUCCCAGCUACCAGGCCAUGCCCCCACGUCACAGCCUUCCCUAGAAGAACCAGUGGCACCGGCUCUAAAUCCAGCCGACUUCAAAAUGUCGGGCCUGUCAGCACGUCUGCACCACAUCGAGAGCCCGGAGUCGACUCGCUCCUUUGGUGACGAGAGCUCACUAUUUGGCGGCGCGGGUUUGAACGCCGAUACCCCGGGUGGUGCCGAUCAUGGUGCCCCGGUUCACUCCAGUCAGAAUCUUGCCCAGUAUCCCGCCGCCGAGCCGAAGCCUUUGGUGCCCACCUCCGCACCCUCUGCGCCUGGCCCCGUGUCUGCUACCGCGCCUGCUACCGCGCCUCUCACCACAUCUAAACCCAUUCCCCUUGGCGAACCCACUACGUCUAUGAGGAACGCCAGAUUGGCACGUCAACCGACGCCCUUCCCAUCCCGGCGCCAAGCCACAGAAGAGGAGGAGAAGAACGACGACGACGACGACGACGACGACGAAGAAGACCAGGUGGGAGUAGAACAACCUGUCCAGGAAGAGUGGCAGCGCUUGAAACAGAUUACAAAUCAGCUCCGCACCCAGCGACAACGCCAGGCUCAAUCCGAUAGCAGGAAGACUUGGGCUAGCCGGCAGAGUGGUAGCAGCACUACAACCGGCCACGAGCCACACUCCUCUACUCCUAUAAACCGGCGAGACGACGCUUUUCCCGGCCCACUGUCCAAAGCUGCUAUUAUCACAACCGAUGACGACCUCGAGAAUGAAGAGCAGGAGAACAACCAAAGAUCGUGGCAGCGCGGCGGAAGCCUUCAGCAUACCCCCGAAAACGUGCCGCCCAGCCCAACCCCAACCGACCUUCCACCUGACAGUGUACGGGCACAGGUCGCGCAGUACUUGCCUUUCGUGGGGAACUCUCAACCGGUGGAUGAUUCGGACCCAGAGCCGGAGGAUACCCCGACCGACCCCGUGCCCCCGCGCCGUUUCUCCUAUCGGACCGCUAUCCGACGCUGGCUGCUCAGUGUGUUUGGCCGCUUUUUAGACUUGCUCGAAUUCAUCAUGGAGGGGAAGUACAGCCCUAUCUUCGUUGGCCUGGCAGUCGUCACCAUGGCCUACGUUGGAGGCGGUAUGCUUUCCAAACAUAUGAGUCAGGAGUCCUCUGGGCCAUCGUACGACCUGUUCUCCGACUACCGCACUCAUUCGGGACCCUCGGAAACCUCCGCAUCCUCGUCGUCGUUGAACUGGUAUGGUUGGGGUCUGAGCGCGUGGUCGUGGAACUUGGCUCAGUUGGUCCCGCUCUGGCUCGCACGCCCGUCCACCAUCUUCAGCGCCGACGAUGCUGUCGAGUAUCAAAGGAGGCUACGGGAGCUCGAGUUCGAGUUGCAAAACGUCAAGACAUCGACUAGUUUCCACCGCAGCUCUCUAGACAAGCUCACAAACAUCCUUCCCGCGGUCGUCUACAUGGAGCUGGAUAGAAACAACCGUCCUGUCGUGAACGAUGCUUUUUACCACGCCCUCAGGGACCUGAUGAAAGGGGAUAGUGAGGUGGCCACUCUCCGGCGAGGAUCCCACGGGUACUACGACAUAUCGGAUGAAACUUGGUUGGCCAUCAAGACGAGACUGGCGCGAGAUAAGCACCUGUUCAUGCCAAACCAGACGACCCCGCCGAGUGCGUCGAGUCUGUCCCGCGGCGAAAUCGACCGCAUGGUCGAGUCGCAAGUGCCCAAGUCCUGGUCGGAGUGGGCUAGGAAGAACCGAGACAAGGUGGCCGAGAUUCUAGGACCGCUUCUUCACCCUCACCCCGCCACCCCUCUGAGCAGCGACGACGUGAUGAAGAAGGUAACAGCCGACGUGGAGAAGCAGCUCGAAAAGUCGGCUCUGGAGUACGCCAACCAGGCCAUCCGGAAGGCCAGCGGCGGCGGUGCCCUGAUCACGCGCGGCGAAUUCCUCUCCCAGCUCAAGUCGGAAUUCGUCACGUACCGCAACGAGAUCCGCGCCGAGACCGAGGGGAUCCUCAAGACCAAUCUCACGUCCUACGUUCAUGACAUGCUCGAGCGGGCCAACAAGUACCGCCCAGGAGAGCCGUCGAAGAUGAGCGGCGGCGUAACGAAAGCGGAGGUGCUGCAGAUCGUCGACGCGGAGAUCCGCAACGCCGUCAGCCGCGCCGGGCUAAGGGGCUUCGCAGAGGGCAAGAUCAGCGCCACAUGGGACCAUGACCUGCGGCAGAGGGUCAACUUCUUUGCCCGGGGCAACGGGGCGGUCAUCGACCCUACCCACACGUCGCCCAACUUUCUCGUGAAGGGGAGCGGCCACUACGAUAAUAACAACCGUAUGGACGACAACGGCGGGGGCGGCAAGAAGGCCUGGAUCCGGAGCACGGCCCACUCCCUCCGGUCCCCGAGGACAAUGGAGCCCUACGUGGCGCUUCUUGACUGGAACAGCGCGGGCGAGUGCUGGUGCGGCUCUCUCACCCAGACCCGCUUCCACCUCCCCUACGGCGUUUCUCUGUCCGUCAAGCUCGGCCAUACUGUCAUCCCGGAGUACGUCGUCAUCGAGCACAUUCUCCCCGGCGCGACUGUCUACCCGGACGCGCGCCCAAAGGAUAUCGAGGUAUGGGCGCACAUCGAAGACGAUAACCAGCGCAUGGUAGCAGAAGACUUCUCCCGGACGCACUUUGCGCCGCCGUCCAGCUACCCCCGCAGCUCUGCCGCCGCCGCCGCCGCCGCCGCGUCCCCGUCCGAGUCGGAGUCGGAGUCUCCCGGCCAGUGGACUCCGCGGCGGCCAUACAGGGCGGAAGGAUGGGUCAAGAUUGACCAGUUCGAGUACGAGUCGCGCGAAGCCACGAACGGGGUGUACGUGCACCGGCUCAACCCGGCGCUGCAGGAGAUGCGGAUCGCCACGGACCAUAUGAUCAUCCGCGCCACGAGCAAUUACGGGCAGAAGGACCACACGUGCUUCUAUCGCGUCAGGAUGUACGGCGAGGCUGUGAAGGAGUUCCCUUUGAAGUCGGCGUGAGCGAGAGCGGGACGAAUUCUUUGAUGAUGUUUACUUUAUUUUAUGCUCUUAUUUCGCACUCGUCUGGAGUUUGGGCGGUUUUAGUUGAUGAUUGUUAGACGAGCCGGUUACACGGAGCAAAGCAGGGAAGCAGGGAAGCAGGGCAAAGGAAG